This is a messenger RNA of Sodiomyces alkalinus F11, 2020 nucleotides long. RefSeq lists its product as hypothetical. The record is from RefSeq and is a predicted model, not a curated record. Gene Ontology annotation, molecular function: protein binding; phosphatidylinositol binding. Gene Ontology annotation, cellular component: phagophore assembly site; cytoplasm. The coding region runs from base 325 to 1761 and encodes 478 amino acids. NCBI's taxonomy places the organism in Eukaryota, Fungi, Ascomycota, Sordariomycetes, Glomerellales, Plectosphaerellaceae. The transcript is spliced from 2 exons. Gene Ontology annotation, biological process: cytoplasm to vacuole targeting by the Cvt pathway; autophagy.
UUGUGGUAGCGUCACCUCCACCACCAAUGUCUACGACACAUGCCAAUGCAGCACCAGCACCCUUCCCUUCUUCCUUCCCAUAGCCUCACAGGAUGCUCUCACUCAUGUAACCAUCCCACCUCCAACAAUCACUACCGUACCCAUAACUCCCAAUUCAGCCUCGAACUCCCGUUGCACUCAAAGCAGUAUUAAGCAUUUCUUUUAAAUUGAAUUCCGCGACUGUCCUCCAGCAACAAUCAUUUGCGCACACUCGCGGCACGUCAUACCUAGUUCCUAGCCGCCCAGCUCGAACCUGGAGCACCGCGUCUGCGGAGGGUUGCUGCAAUGGCUAGGAUCGAGCAGGACGACUUCUCUAAUGUCUCCUGGCACAGCGAGCGCCCCUCUGAAGGCUCUUCCGCCAUCUCCGAACCAUCUCAUGCCCAUUCCGACGUUGAUGCAUCGGAUAGCAAUGGUCACUCAGGUCCCGAUCCCUCUGGCCUAGGCCCUUCGGCCGGCUUAGGCGGGGAGGUGCUUGAAUGCACCGUCUCUAGCCCGCUGAAGGAGAACGAAGGCUCCAAGGACGUUUUUGUGUCUUAUCUAAUUACCACCUAUACAACCUUCCCAGAUUUCCAGAAACCCACGAGCACGGUACGCAGGAGGUUCACCGACUUUGUUUUCUUGUAUAAGGCGCUGUACAGAGACUUCCCAACUGCGGCUGUUCCUCCCUUGCCCGAUAAGCAACGCAUGGAGUAUGUCCGUGGAGAUCGAUUCGGCCCCGAUUUCACCCACAGACGAGCCCACUCUCUACAACGCUUUCUCACUCGCCUGUCGCUACACCCAGUGCUUCGUCGGGCUGAUAUUCUCCACAUCUUUCUCGAGAGUCCAGAUUGGAACGCAACUAUGCGCACCCGAAGCGUACGAUUGUCCCAGAGUAGUGAUUCGGGAGGAGUGCUCGACAACCUUACCGAGUCCUUCAUGACCGCCUUCUCCAAGGUUCACAAGCCGGAUAGGCGGUUCAUCGAGGUGCGCGAACGAAGCGACAAGUUGGAUGACGGCUUGGCCUCGACCGAGAAGGUGGUCGCCCGGGUUGCGCGUAGGGAGCACGACAUCGUGACAGACCAGAAGGACCUCGCGGAGCAGUUCCAGAAGCUCAUUGUUCUAGAGCCCGGGGUCGAAACCGCGGUUCACCACUUUGCAGCCUCCAUGGAGGAUUCGGCCCAAGCCUUGCAGCAACUCCGGGAAAUCACGGAGCAGGACUACCUCGGCAGCCUCAGGGAUAUGCAAGCCUACAGCCAGGCGUUGAAGAGUCUUCUCAAGGCGCGGGAGCAGAAGCAAGUGGAUUACGAGCAGCUUAUCGAAUACCUCAACAAGGCUACUGCGGAGAGAGAUAGCGCACAAUCCGGAUACGGACAGUCCGGCUUAUCUGGGGCUAGCGGAUUCCUUACACGCAAACUCGAAGAUGUUCGAGGCGUUGACCACGAGCAGGCGCGUCGUGAGCGGCGGGUCAAGCUCGAGCGGAGAAUCGACGAACUGACGACGGCCAUCGAACAGGCCAAGCGGGCCAGCGAGGGCUUUGAUAACGAGGUUGUCAAGGAGGUGAAUGACUUUGAGCGCAUCAAGCGCGCCGAGUUCAGGACCCAGCUUGGCGGCCUAGCGGACGCGCACCUGGACUACUACAACAAGGUCAUCGACGUUUGGGAGGGCUAUGUGCGGGAAAUGGAAAAGGAAGGGACGUCGGUGCCGACGGAUCUCCCUGAACCGCCGGGCCGGCAGCUGGUGUAAGAAUUACCUAUUCAUCCUGGGAUAUGAAUACAAGGAAGCGGUGUGGCAGCGGCGGCGUUGUAGUAAUUAUCUUUCUCGGCGUAAUGGAAGUGAACGGUGGUCGGUAUCGAACUUAGUGAGGCGGCUCGUUUCCCGUUGUUGAAAAGCAUAAGGUACUAUUGGUUUCGGUUGUGACUUGAACCGCUACGACCAUGCAGUAUUGUCCAAGGGUACAUGGUCAUCUUCUAGCCACCUAGGGUGUCGCAUUCCAUUCUCAGUU